CCUCGAGGAGUCACUGCCAGAACCACCACCGACCAACGAAGCAACAUAUAACCAACUUUCUUCUCUCCUCCGUCGUUUCACUACCAACGUUCUUCAGUUUGUUACGUUAUCCGCUUCCGAGCGGACCUUCUUUCUCCUAACAAAAUCACCAGCUCAAAUCCCCUCCAGUUUCUUCCCUAGUAAUCCACACACCAGUAUCCAAUAAUCAGCUCGAGUAAUUUGUUGACAUGGCCGGGAAAGUAAUUACGCUGUGCUGCUAAAUAUGGGCAAAGUGCGACAUAUUAGUCAUCUCUAGUUUCGACUGAGCUGCAAAAAAUGUGCAACUGACUGUUCAGAAGGUGACCAAUCUAACCAGAAAAAGUGUGAGCCUGCUCAUCAUCUUAAAACUGGAAAUUUUGCAAGUGGGAGGUGUUAGCCUUGUGAGACUUGAAAGGGUGGUGUCGAGAGCAAGAAUCUCAUCAGGCGAGGAAGGAAGGAGCCGUCGUCGUGGUUUGAAGGGUGAAAAUGGUUGGGUUUCGGGGCUAUGUUGGAGUUUUCUUCCUCUUCACACUCGCUCUCCUUCUCGCCAUCCCUUCCUCCCAGGGUCGUCGAGGUAGAAGCCGAAGGACAGACGACAUGGACGACUUUGAUAUUGAGUCGUCAUCCCUCCCAAGAUUCGCCCAACCAAUACCAAAUGUUACAGUCACGGUUGACAAAGACGCGUUACUCCCGUGUGUUGUAGACCACUUGUACAACUUUAAGGUGGCGUGGGUACGUGUAGAUACACAAACGAUACUAACAAUUCACCAGCAGGUAAUCACUAGAAAUCCAAGAAUAAGCUUGGCCCACUCGGACCAUCGCUCGUGGUUUCUUCAAAUUAAGAACACGCAGGAGGUUGAUCGUGGAUGGUACAUGUGUCAGGUCAACACCGAUCCCAUGUCUAGUGUAAUGGCCUACCUUGAGGUUGUUGUGCCACCAGAAAUAAUAGACAAAGACACGAGCACAGACAUGGUGGUGAAAGAAGGAUUCAAUAUUUCGCUAACCUGCAAAGCGAAGGGACAUCCUGAUCCUUAUAUUAUGUGGAGACGAGAGGACAACCAAGAAAUACAAUAUAACGGACAGCUAGUAAAUGUCAUCGACGGUGACUUAUUUCAAAUUGUUAAAGUGUCCAGACUGCACAUGGGGGCUUAUUUAUGCAUUGCAAGCAAUGGUAUUCCUCCGAGUAUUAGCAAGAGAGUCGAGCUGAAAGUUCAGUUUCCACCGAUGAUGACGAUUCCACACCAACUGGAAGCAGCUCAUGUAGGGCAAGAGGUCACAGUGGAAUGCGUAACUGAAAGUUAUCCAAAAAGCAUAAACUACUGGACCGAUGAGAGAGGGAACAUGUUAGUCUCAGGAGAAAAGUACGAGUCACUUUUAGUGGACAGCAGUUACCGGAUGUACAUGAGAUUAAAAAUUCGAAACAUUAGCCACACGGACUUUGGAAUCUUCAAAUGUUUGGCAAGAAACAGUCUUGGAAGUGUUGAAGGUUCCAUCAAGCUAUACGAAAUUCCAGCUCCAUCAACAACAACAAUUGCAUCUCCAAAAACAAGUCCAAGUCCCCCAAGGAAGUGGAAGAAAGAUAAGAGUUCAAUAAAUAAUGUGGUUAUCGAUUACGAGUUUAACAGCGACAGAGGUCAGAAGAAAUAUGAUGACAUGGACGGCAAAUUGGGGAUUACUGGAGAAAGUUCUGGAAGUGCGAGUAGUAUGCGUAGCCCAAGAAUUAUUCCAAGUGGUCAACAUCAUCACAAACCUAUCCCGAAAGGACUUUUACCGCAAAUCCCUAAAUCGCAUAACGGGCUCCAUCUCGUUCAACAUAUCUUGCUUUCCAUACUUUCAAGUGAAACAUUUGUCAUUUAUUUUGGUUGGUGUUCUAGCUGUAGUGCAAUCUUCAACAUGUGCCUCCUCAGUCUCACUUUUAUUCUUGGUCAAUAUCAGAUUUCGAACUAGGUUGCAUUUGCCCUCUGACAAGGGUCCAUUGACUUGUAAAUUCUUUGAGAAUUUCUAGUAGAAAUUCUCAAAGGAUACAGUCAAUGGGCCCUGUCUCUGACCGAAUGAGUUUCGUAUAUUUUCAAUUCGCAACAUAUGUAUAAGCAAAAUAUAUCUCCCAUCAUAAUCAUUCCAAUCAUGAUUGCAUUAUGUGGCUAAAAUAUAUGUUGAGUUAGUAUAUAACUAUAUAUUAGUUAAUAUAUAUCUAUCAAAACAAGUAUCCAACUGAUACGAACUUGAGAAUGAAUAUUAAUUUUAUUAUAUUGGACAUUGAUUGUUUGUCUGUAUUAAUGAAACCUUCCGAUUGCAAAUUAAAAAUUGGAUUUCAGAGACGCUUUAUUGAGUAGCAUUACUGUCGCGACGCCCUUUGAUAUUUUAUUGCAGAUUGUAUAUCAGUAAUAAUUGUAUGCAUAAAUAAAUCACUAAAUACAUGAAUAAGUUCAGUAUCGAAAUAGAAAUAAGUGAAGAAAGUAAGGUAACAAUAUUAGUUUGUUACCUUUCAAAAUGAAAGAACGAGACAUACGUAUGAUAAUGUAUUUAUGAGCGUAAAAUUAAGUUUUAUGAUCUGUCUAUAUUAUUAAACAUACAUAUUACCCAAAACGAUGACAAAGGAACAUUUUACAUAAUCAACGAGUGCCGGUAAUACUGAUUUUAAAAAUGUAUCAAGAAGCUCGACUUUCGAAGAUAAGUAUCUACUUGUUAGGACUCUAAUUUAUUUAUUUGGUGUUAGAGUGAAAUAAGAAUAAACUUUUGUACGGAAAACUAA
Messenger RNA from Folsomia candida, 2770 nucleotides. RefSeq names its product lachesin. Gene Ontology annotation, cellular component: neuron projection. The coding region runs from base 505 to 1965 and encodes 486 amino acids. Lineage: Eukaryota; Metazoa; Arthropoda; Collembola; Entomobryomorpha; Isotomidae. The record is from RefSeq and is a predicted model, not a curated record. The transcript has 23 exons.